GGGCUUCCUGGCUCAGCCGCGGGUGCCCAAGGGGUGCAGACAGCUGCGCGGGCCUCUCGGCCCAUAGGUGGAGCAGUUUUCCAGGCCUCGCCCGCCGCGGAACUAGGUUUUCAGCCGAGUGGAGGCCGGUAUGGGUCUGUUCCGCGCCUUCCCGGCUCGCGCCCCGCUGUUGCGCGCACUGCGCCUCCUACGCCCCUGGAGGGCCCUGGGGGCCCGCGGCAGCGCUUCGGACCCGACUGCCGGGGGCUGCGAGAUCCAAGUGUGCGCCCUGGCGGGGUCCGACCAAGGAAUCACGGAGAUUGUGAUGAACAGACCUGAGGCUCGCAAUGCCUUGGGCUACGUCUUUGUGAGUGAGCUGCAGGAUGCCCUGGCCCGGCUGCGGGAGGACCCACAUGUGCGCGUCCUGCUCUUCAGAAGUGCCGUGAAGGGUGUGUUCUGUGCAGGUGCGGACCUGAAGGAGCGGGAGCAGAUGAGUGCAGCAGAGGUGGGGGUCUUUGUCCAGCGACUCCGAGGCCUGAUGAAUGAGAUUGCAGCCUUCCCCACACCCACCAUUGCAGCUAUGGAUGGCUUUGCCUUGGGCGGAGGCCUGGAGCUGGCCCUGGCCUGUGACCUCCGAGUAGCAGCUUCCACAGCUGUCAUGGGGCUGAUAGAGACCACUCGAGGGCUGCUUCCGGGGGCAGGAGGGACUCAGAGGCUGCCCCGCUGCCUGGGGGUGGCCCUUGCAAAGGAGCUUAUCUUCACUGGACGGCGGCUGACUGGGGUGCAGGCCCACACCCUGGGGCUGGUGAAUCACAGCGUGGAGCAGAGUGAGGAGGGCAAUGCCGCCUACCACCGAGCGCGAGCCCUGGCCCAAGAGAUCCUGCCCCAGGCCCCCAUUGCUGUGCGGCUGGGCAAAGUAGCCAUCGACCGAGGAAUGGAGGUGGACAUUGCAUCAGGGAUGGCCAUUGAAGGGAUGUGCUAUGCCCAGAACAUCCCAACUCAGGACCGGCUGGAGGGCAUGGCAGCCUUUAGGGAGAAGCGACCCCCAAAGUUCGUGGGCAAGUGACCUCAUGCACAAGAGCUGCACCCCAAAGGAGCUGUAGCAGUACUGCCUCAUCACGGUACCUUGCUGGCCUUUAGUUUCUUCACAUGGAAGGCGAUGGAUACAAAAUGGAUGGCCUUGUACCAAGAUGCUGACCACCCCACGUACAGCUGCCUUCCUUGCUCCUCACCCUACCUAGACAAUCACUGGCAUUGCUUUGCCUUGCAGAAUGCUUGGUUCUCCCUACCCAAAUGACAAACUACAGUUUCAGGUGGAGCCCUCUGUCUGUAUGGGUGGCACUCAGGCCUUGGCCUCGGCCUCAUCACCAGCAUGCUUUAUACGAGUGCCAGCAAGAGGUUGUAAAAAGCUCCUUGUCUCUUCCUUUGGAAAGGAGAGAUUCAAUCAGUCUGAGUACUGGUUGAGCCUGUGUCAGGACUUGGACCUCAGCAUCCUAGUACCUGCUGUAUAACUUUGGAAAAAUGGUUAACUUCUUAGGCUUCACCUUUGUUAUAUGCUCAAUGAAUCUGCUGUGAAGAUUUUUAAAACCCUCACAUUCAAUAAACAUGUUGUAACUGUUAA
Messenger RNA from Octodon degus (degu), 1600 nucleotides. RefSeq names its product enoyl-CoA hydratase domain containing 2 (gene Echdc2). Gene Ontology annotation, biological process: fatty acid beta-oxidation. Lineage: Eukaryota; Metazoa; Chordata; Mammalia; Rodentia; Octodontidae. Bases 131 to 1045 code for a protein of 304 amino acids. Gene Ontology annotation, cellular component: mitochondrion. The record is from RefSeq and is a predicted model, not a curated record. Gene Ontology annotation, molecular function: enoyl-CoA hydratase activity. The transcript is spliced from 10 exons.